AAAUAUCUCUGCAAGUGGAAAACAUCUCAGAAACGUUGUGGUGCGAUUCGUGCCAAGGGAAGGGAAGCGAAGAUCUUCGACAUGGCCGAUGCGGGUCCAAGGAAAAGCUACACCCUCCUGACUGCAGGAACGCCAAACGGAUGGAAGCCAUCGAUCACACUGGAGGAGCUGGGAAGCUCUUACGAUGUGAAGAAGAUCAGUCUUUCUGACAAUGAGCAAAAGCAGGACUGGUUUCUGAAGAUCAAUCCCAACGGAAGGAUUCCCGCCCUUGUGGAUCAUACCUGCGGUGACCUGCCCAUCUUUGAGAGUGGGGCCAUCAUGUGGUGGCUGGCGUCGCGCGAUCCAGAAGGAAAGCUUUUCCCAAAGGAUCCCAGCAAGCAGGCCGAAGUCAUGUCCUGGCUCAUGUUUCAGAUGGGCGGACUGGGCCCAAUGCAGGGCCAAGCCAAUCACUUCCUCCGGUAUGCGCCUGUCAAGAUCGAGUACGGCAUCAAUCGCUACGUGAACGAGACAAACAGGCUCUACCAGGUCCUUGACGACCAUCUGAAAGAUCAUGAGUGGCUGGCUGCUGACCAGUACACCAUUGCUGACAUCGCCAACUUCACCUGGGUCUUCAUCCACACAUGGUCAGGAGUCUCUUUGGAUGACAAGCCCCAUCUCAAGGCCUGGUUUGAGAAGAUUGAGGCGCGCCCCGCAGUCCAAAGGGGGUUGGACAUUCCAGAGGCCAACAAGUUCAAGAGCAUGACGGAAGAGGAAGCGCAAAAGGCAGUCGAGGAGGUGCAGAAGUUCAUGGGCAGCACAGCUGCCCCUGCCACACAGAAGUGAGGGGCACGUUGGCAGUUAUGCACCAAUUGUACUGCAGUACUCUGGGUCAUUACAGGGAUCAUGCUGGUUGCGCGGCUUCAAGGUUGGACCUGCUCAGAGCAACUGAGGUCCUGCAGGGCCCAGCUGCAAUGUGUGUUCUAUCCUCUGGCAGGAUCAUAUUGACCUCACAGCCUUUGCUCCUGCCGCACAAUCACUGCCAAUGAGCAGUGAUGCGGCCCGCGGCCGACUCCGGGAAUUGCAGCUGAAGAAUACUAAUGGAAAGUUAAAUGCGGUGUGCUACCCCAAUGUCCCUGUCUUUUAGAGCUCCAGGGAAGGGGAACUCUUGAAAAUUAUUGAGACAGUU
Coccomyxa subellipsoidea C-169 is the source of this 1165-nucleotide messenger RNA. RefSeq names its product glutathione S-transferase. Bases 82 to 822 code for a protein of 246 amino acids. Lineage: Eukaryota; Viridiplantae; Chlorophyta; Trebouxiophyceae; Coccomyxaceae. The transcript has 7 exons. The record is from RefSeq and is a predicted model, not a curated record.